AAAAAAAAAAAAAAAAAAAAAAAAAAAAAAAAACCCAGUUAAUUUCUUGCGGCACAUUCGAGCUAAGGAUAUAAAGAGGGUUUGACUCUCGGUUUCCGGGGUUGAGGGGCGUUGAUUUAGGUUGUGGUUAAUCAGACGGGGGUCCGGGAGUGCUAAACCUCCCGCUGCCGGCAGAAGGCUCCUUCCCUACAGCUCUCGGAAACGCAGCUGGAAAGCCCCCUCCGAGGCAACCCUUAAAUUCCUGCUUGAAAACGACGCUAAAAUGAAUUAACGUGAUAUAGAAAGUACUAACGGGAUGAUGGGCAAACACCGAGCGCCGGGCAGAGGCGUAUAAUGAUUUUCCCCUUCUGCCUCUUUUCUUAAAACCAUGGGAUCUAGUUGAGAUUUAAUCUAAGGGGAGAUUUGAUUAGAGGUGUCAGAUUUUCCCCUUGUACCUCUUCUUUUAAAAACAGGGUAUCUAGUCGUGAUUUCAUCUGGGGAGAGGUUUAAUCGACAUCCACAGAGGAGAAGGCUCAGCGCAGCCUUUAGGUGCUUCUUUAGACGUUGGCUGUCGAAGCCCAAAGACUCCUUGAGUCUGCUCAAACCCGCAGCGAAAAGGGAUCCGGAUGCGGUUUCCACCCCCUCCGCAGGUUUGGGAUAUCUUUAAGGGUUGGGAGUGGAAAAAAAAAAAAAAAAAAAAGUAAGUUUUAACGGCGCCGUUAGGAAAUGUUGGAGCAGAUGGUGCGGCGCGAUGAGUGGCAGCCGUUAGCGGGCUGUCUGAAGUGUUGAUGCUGGCUGAGCGCGGUGCGAAAAUGGAAAGGGCUCCGUGACGGCUCUGGCGCGGAUAGCAAAAGGCCAGCCGGGAACGUGCUGCCGCCGCCGCCGCACCUGGGCUGACGGAGCGGGUCCCAUCCCGCAGCGAGGGGAAGGAGUGAUUAAAAAGUGCAGGAAAGAAAAAAAAAAAAAAAAAAAAAGAGGCUUGAGUAAGAUGAAUCUGUCCGAGCUGAGCCGCCUUGGCCCUUCCCAUGCUCUGCGAGGAACGCUGAGGGGUUAAAGAAAUAAAGAAUUAUUCCAUGGACCCCGAGCAACUAAUUAAGGCUCCGAGACAGCGGCUAUGGCCGAGGGGAGCGCGGCUACCGACCAAGAGCGACUCCUGAGGAGGGUGCAGGAGCUGGAAGAGGAGGUGAAGCGGCUGCAGGAGAAGCUCCGAGAGGACAAGGAAGGCGGUGGGAGAAGAGAGGCUCCUCCCGCCCCCAGGAAAGCCAAGAAACGCCAACAACGGCCGUUCGAUUUUGGCGCUUAUGGCCGCAGGCACGUGGCGCUGAAGAUCGCCUAUCUGGGCUGGGGCUACCAGGGCUUUGCCAGCCAGGAGAACACCAGCAACACCAUCGAGGAGAAGCUGUUUGAGGCCUUGAAGAAGACGCGGCUGGUAGACGACAGACAGACCUCCAACUACCACCGCUGCGGGCGGACAGACAAAGGAGUCAGCGCCUUCGGACAGGUGAUUUCCCUCGAUCUCCGCUCGAACCUGGCGGAGGGGAAGAAGCUAAACAGCCACAACUCGGAAGGCAAGAGCGAGGGGGAGGAGGAGCUCCGCUACACCCAUAUGCUGAACAGGGUGCUCCCGCCCGACAUACGGGUGCUGGCCUGGGCCCCCGUGGAGCCGGAUUUCAGCGCCCGGUUCAGCUGCCUCAAGAGGACCUACCGGUACUUCUUCCCCUGCGCCGACCUGGACGUGGCCCUCAUGCACACCGCGGCCCAGAGGUACGUGGGGACCCAUGAUUUCCGUAACCUGUGUAAAAUGGACGUCGCCAACGGGGUGGUCAACUUCCAGAGAACGAUCCUCAGUGCCGGAGUGACGUGGGUGGAGAGGGGAGAAGAAACUGGGCCGCAGGAUCCCUUCCGUCUGUGCCAGUUUGAAGUGACGGGACAGGCAUUCCUGUAUCACCAAGUCCGCUGCAUGAUGGCCAUCCUCUUCCUCAUCGGGCAGAGGAUGGAGAGGCCGGAGAUCAUCGAUGAGCUGCUGGAUGUGGAGAAGAAUCCCCGAAAACCGCAGUACAGCAUGGCAGUCGAGUUUCCCCUCGUGCUGUACGACUGCGCGUUCGAAAACCUCCGGUGGCUCUACGACCGAGAAGUGCAGGAGUUCAACAUUACCCACCUGCAGCAGCUCUGGGCCAACCACGCAGUCAAAACUCAAGUGCUGCGGAACAUGUUAGGAGGGUUAGACGCAGCUCCCGUCGCUACCGGAGAAAGCCCAGGGAACAGCACGACCGUCCUGUGGGGAGAGAUGAAGCCUCCGCUCCGCAGCCAGGUCAGCAGCUUCGUGGAAGGCGUCCAAGCCCGCACCUACAAGCCUUUACUGGCCCGUCCCAAGUGCGAGGGGCUGGAAGCCCGCAUCCGCCACUUCGUGCGGAGGGGCCGCAUCGAACCCCCCCAGGGCCUGGAGCCAGCGGGGGACAGGGACAAGGAUGAGGACAAGCAGCCCCCUGAGACCAAGGGGGGCCACCGCCGCCAUGCCCCGGGGAACGGCAGUGCCACCCAGCAGCCCCCCAAGCGGGUCUGCGUGGACGUCGAGUGACGGGUCACCUCAGCAGGAGGAGGGCAGGUGGCUGCUUCGCUUAUUUUUUUAUUGAUUGAGGGGAAAAAAAAAAAAAAAAAAAGUAAUGCAGUUUUCCAGUGCUAUUUUUAUAAAUUUUAAGAAAACUUGUGGAGUGCUGCUGCGUGCCGGUCUGGGAGGGGAUGGGGGGGUGCCUCGGCCCCCUCAGAGCCGCCUGCCCCGCUGCGGGGGGAGCGCUGAGGCUGUACUGGGAUGUACUGGGAUAUACUGGGCUGAGGCAGCCGGGGCCCACCCGCCUGCUCGGCCUCCCCGCGAAACCCACGCGUCCCCCCCGGUACCCGACAGGGUCCUCCAGUCCCUAACAGGGUUCAUACGUUC
This is a messenger RNA of Chroicocephalus ridibundus (black-headed gull), 2914 nucleotides long. It is a transcript of the gene PUS3, whose product is annotated as pseudouridine synthase 3. The record is from RefSeq and is a predicted model, not a curated record. Gene Ontology annotation, cellular component: nucleus; cytoplasm. The transcript has 5 exons. Gene Ontology annotation, biological process: tRNA pseudouridine synthesis; mRNA pseudouridine synthesis. Bases 1094 to 2557 code for a protein of 487 amino acids. Lineage: Eukaryota; Metazoa; Chordata; Aves; Charadriiformes; Laridae. Gene Ontology annotation, molecular function: pseudouridine synthase activity; RNA binding.